AUGCCAGUACCUUCACUCUUACACCAACAACAAUCACUGCGUAGUUUAUCCCCUCCCCGGCCGGGCUUGCUACUACCUGCGCCCCCUGAGCAAUUCAUCCUUGGCCCCAACAGCAACAAUUCCCCAGAACCGCCAGAGCUCCGCGUCCGCAAUUUCAAUCAAGUGCCUGAUUGUGAGGAUGUUGCGUUGCUGUGGGCUCAAGUCCUCAAAACAAGAGUACGCGUAGAAGAGGACAGUACCUCAGGACCCACGGAGAUAUCUGUUGCUAGUGGGUUUGUAUCCCGCAGCGACUCCGAUGCAAGUGCCGAGCCAACAGAGCCUCUAGAAGGUUGCUUUAAUGCAGCCACAUAUGGUUUAUCGCCUAGUGAGCUCUUACGGGAGGAGCAACGUGUGCAAAUGGUACUAAACGCAUCCAAACGCCUUGUUUCAUCACAGCUGGAUGAUAUUGAAGUAUUUGACUUCAUUGUUCAAGACAAAAUUAGUAUUCGGACUUAUCACCGAAUGCAAAGUUGCUUCUGUCUAACUUGGAGUCACGCAAGUUUACCAUCCCUCAAAAACCUUUGUUCGCGUAUUCUUGCACUUUGUGGGCUGAAGCCUGUGACUUAUGACUGCUGCAAGAACUCUUGCAUCUGUUUUGCUGGCCCAUUUGCCGAUCUACAGUCAUGUCCCGAGUGUAACACACCACAAAAAAAUGCUGCUGGUGCGCCCCAAAAGACUUUUACCUAUAUCCCAUUAAUCCCCCAGCUGCGAGCUCUCUACUGUAGUCUCCGUAUGUGCAAAGCAAUGCAAUACCGUCACAACUACAAGCGCAACAAGGAUACAAUAGAAGAUUAUUUUGAUGGUAAUCAAUAUUGCGAGCUACUAGGUACUUAUGUCACUGUCAAUGGUGAACAGAAACCGUUCAAAUUUUUUGCGGACUGGCGGGAGAUCGCCCUGGCCCUUUCCACAGAUGGAAUGUGUCCUUUCAAACGACGCAAGAACUCUUGUUGGCCUUUGAUACUAAUCAAUCUCAACCUUCCACCCGAUCAACGCACCCAUCUUGAAAAUCUUGUCUGCGUUGGCAUAAUUCCAGGUCCAAAAUCCCCCAAGAACCUGGGUUUGUUCUUGUGGCCGCUUAUUGACGAGCUCCUUCAGCUUGCAUCUGGUGUCUCUGCUGUUGAUGUAUCAACCAAGCAGCUUUUCUCUCUUCGAGCUCAUCUUCUUGCUGUCUUUGGCGACAUACCGGCUAUCACAAAGCUACUGGACUUUGUUGGGCAUAAUGGGCGCUUCCCCUGCCGCUUUUGUCUUAUGUCGGCUAUCCAAGGUGCUACAGCUGGUGGAGGUACACACUUGUAUUGCCCGCUCCAUCGCAAAGAAGAGCCUUUCUUUGAUCCCAUGAAACUCCCUGCCCGUACGCAUCAAGAGUGCAUAGAACAAGGCUUAACAGUGCUUCAAGCUCAAACUUCAAAUGCGCAAUCAAAACUUGCUACCGCAACUGGCGUCAAGGGUGUCUCAUCACUUGUCCAACUCCCAUCCAUAAGUAUCCCCGCCUCAUUCCCAAUUGACAUAAUGCACAUGAUAUUUAUUAACAUUAUUCCCCAGCUUAUUGACAUCUGGACUGGGAACUUCAACAAUAUGGACAAAGGGAAAGGCACUUAUCACAUCAACCCUAUUCUAUUCAAGAGGAUUGGGGAGAUUGUUGCUAAUUCUGGAUCAACCAUACCUACGUCUUAUGGUUGCCGAGUGCCUGAUAUUUCGGCUCCGAGUCAUGGAAGUGCAACUGCAGAGGCGUGGAGUAUUUUUGGAGGGUAUCUGGGACCAUAUGUCCUCCGCAAGCAAUUCCGUAACCCCAAGUACUACCAACAUUUUGUUCGACUUAUCAAGCUUGUGAACCAAAUCACCUUGUACGAGAUCAAGCGCUCCGAUAUCCCAGAGAUUCGCAAGGGGUUCAUUCGCUGGGUCAAAGAAUAUGAAAAAUAUUAUUAUCAGUAUAAUGCCGCCCGAAUUCAGACCUGUACUGUGAACAUUCAUUAUCUCCUUCAUGUUGCUGACUGCAUUGAGUAUCUUGGUCCUGUGUGGUGUUAUUGGUCAUACCCGAUGGAAAGAUUCUGCAGUUUUGUUGGCGGCGUAGUGAAAAGUCGACGCUUCCCAUUUGAAAACAUCUCCCAACGCAUGCGAGACACGGCGCAGCUUCAAGUUAUUCGACACUUAUAUGGAUUACACAAUAAACUAACGUUUCUACAACUUGAUAUUAUUGAUGACAACGAAACGGACACUAUACAAGGAUAUGAGCGCACAAUUCUGCUUGGGCGUUGUGCAAGCAACCUCAAGAUCUCUGACCAGCUUCAGAGGAAGAUAUGCGGUUAUCUCGUUCAGUUGUUUGGUAUUUCAGUAUUCGAGGCCAAGAAAGCAAUCCCAGAGCGUGUGCCCGAGUGGAGAAGACUUCGUAUCUCCCAGGGCGGGGAUACUAUCACAGCUCGGGGAAGCCAAAAGAUUCGCUCUGAUGCACGCGACAGUUCGUUUGUCAGAUACGAACUACUUGUAGACAAGAAUGCACGGCAUCGAAAUGCCCCAGUAGACUUACAACCCGUUAGUCAAUACGGGCAACUACAACACAUUUUCCAGCUAGAUUUGAAGGCCCGCUCGGCUGCAAACCCAUCAUCCAAGAGUAUUCCCCUUAUUCUUGCACUGAUUCACGAAGCGCCAGUACUCAUUGAAAACACGCAUGAGUACAAAGUCGUCUCAUAUCCAGACGGCCAGCUCAAAAGCGGCGAGGUUGUGGAUGCGCGAACGAUUCAUGCAGACUGCGAAUUUACUUUCCCUUCAUUUACGUAG
Molecule: messenger RNA, 2814 nt
Organism: Rhizoctonia solani
Lineage: Eukaryota; Fungi; Basidiomycota; Agaricomycetes; Cantharellales; Ceratobasidiaceae
Product: Transposase family tnp2
Exons: 7
Coding region: 1-2814 (937 amino acids)
Source: RefSeq, a predicted model, not a curated record